This is a messenger RNA of Humulus lupulus (European hop), 2493 nucleotides long. Its product is annotated as pentatricopeptide repeat-containing protein At2g13600. The record is from RefSeq and is a predicted model, not a curated record. NCBI's taxonomy places the organism in Eukaryota, Viridiplantae, Streptophyta, Magnoliopsida, Rosales, Cannabaceae. The coding region runs from base 251 to 2374 and encodes 707 amino acids. Gene Ontology annotation, biological process: RNA modification. Gene Ontology annotation, molecular function: protein binding; RNA binding. The transcript has a single exon.
UAACCUGAAAAGACAUUUUUGUAAAUAAAAAGUUGGAUUUGAUUUUUGUAAUUAUUUCAUGAUAUAUUUAUAUGGAUGAAAAAAUACCUUAAAAAAAAUCAAAAACCCUUUCUUUCAUGCUAAAAUAACACUCAUUUCCAAAUGUCAGAUCAGCGAGUUCCAUUGCUGGCGAAGCCUAGAGCUCAACGAAGAACAUUCAAAGCUUCAUUAGAGAGACGUCUAUGAAUGCUACCUUCUCCAAAAUAAUGGAAUGGCAAGGCAUCGGUUCCUCAAACAACUCGCUGGAGACCUUUCUUUCCUUGACUCCACAGUCUUCGCCAAGCUCCUGGAUUCUUGCGCCCGCUCCAAGUCCGCUCACCACACACGUCGUGUACAUGCUCGAAUCAUCAAAACCCAAUUUUCCUUUGAAAUUUAUAUUCAGAAUAGGCUCAUUGAUGUGUAUGGAAAAUGUGGCUGUUUGGAUGACGCUCGCACGGUGUUCGAUAAAAUGCCUCACAGAAAUAUUUUUACUGGGAACUCCAUUAUUUGUGCAUUAACAAAGUCGGGUUUUCUUGAUGAAGCUGUCCAGAUUUUUUAUUCCAUGCCUGAUCAUGACCAAUGCACAUGGAAUUCUUUGCUUUCAGGAUUUGCCCGGCGCGACCGAUAUGAAGAAGCUGUUGAAUGUAUUAUUAAGAUGCAAAGGGAGGAUUUUGUGUUGAAUGACUACUCUUUUGGUAGUGCUCUUAGUGCUUGUGCGGGGUUAAGAGAUUUGAAAAUGGGUAUUCAAAUCCAUGCUUUGAUAUCAAAGUCUCGUUACUCUUCAGAUGUUUAUAUGGGGUCUGCUCUGAUUGAUAUGUAUUCUAAAUGUGGGAUUGUGAUUUUGGCACAGAGAGUUUUUGAUUGGAUGGAAGAACGAAACGUUGUAUCUUGGAAUAGCUUGAUUAGUUGUUACGAGCAGAAUGGUCCUGCAAGUGAAGCACUUGAAGUUUUCCUAAAAAUGAUGGACUGUAGACUUGAACCAGAUGAGGUCACAUUAGCCAGUGUGGCAAGUGCGUGUGCAAGCUUGUUGGCUGUAAAAGAAGGACUUCAAAUUCAUGCCCGGGUUGUAAAAUGUGAUAAAUUGAGAAAUGAUCUUAUAUUAGGAAAUGCAUUGGUUGAUAUGUAUGCAAAAUGUGGUAGAAUCAAUGAAGCUAGAUGGGUUUUUGACAGGAUGCCGAUUAGGAAUGUAAUCUCUGAAACUUCUAUGGUUAGUGGUUAUGCCAAAGCAGCGAGUGUGAAAGCUGCUAGGUUAAUGUUUACAAAGAUGACUGAGAGGAAUGUCGUUUCUUGGAAUGCACUUAUUUCAGGGUACACACAGAUUGGGGAAAAUGAAGAAGCACUUUCACUCUUCCUUCUCCUAAAAAGGGAGUCGAUAUGGCCGACACACUAUACAUUUGGGAAUCUACUCAAUGCUUGUGCAAACAUUGCUGACCUGCAUCUUGGGAAGCAGGCUCACUCACAUGUAAUGAAGCAUGGAUUUCGGUUCCAAAAUGGUGAAGAGCCUGAUAUUUUUGUAGGGAAUUCUCUAAUAGACAUGUAUAUGAAAUGUGGAUCAAUUGAAGAUGGCUGUCGUGUUUUUGAAAAAAUGCUGGAGAGGGACCACGUUUCAUGGAAUGCUAUGAUAGUGGGGUAUGCUCAGAAUGGAUAUGGGACUGAAGCUCUUGGAAUAUUCAGGAAAAUGUUGGCAUCAGGGGAAAAGCCAGACCAUGUCACAAUGAUUGGGGUACUAUGUGCAUGUAGCCACACUGGGCUGGUUGAGGAGGGCCGUCAAUAUUUCUACUCUAUGACCGAAGAGCAUCAUUUGGUACCAUUAAAGGACCACUAUACGUGUAUGGUCGAUUUACUUGGUCGGGCCGGUCAUCUUGAUGAAGCCAAAAAUUUAAUAGAGACGAUGCCAAUGCAGCCUGAUGCUGUUAUUUGGGGGUCUCUGCUUGGUGCUUGUAAACUUCAUUGUAGUAUUACCUUAGGGAAGUAUGUGGCAGAAAAGCUCCUAGAAAUAGAACCUAUGAACUCUGGACCUUAUGUUCUUCUUUCAAAUAUGUAUGCUGAGCUCGGAAAAUGGGGUGAUGUUGUAAAAAUAAGGAAGUUGAUGAAUCAACGAGGAGUGAUAAAGCAGCCGGGUUGUAGUUGGAUUGAGGUAAAGGGUCAUGUACAUGUAUUCUUAGUGAAAGAUAAAAGGCAUCCUAAAAGGAAGGAAAUAUACACUCUUCUUAUGUCACUUACAAAACAGAUGAAGAGAGCUGGAUAUGUCCCAGAUCCAUGUGAUCACGAGGUUUGUGAAGAACUGAGUGACUCCGAAGUUGAACAUACCUCAUUCCACAUAAUGGAUAUGCCACAAGAUGUUGCUGCUAUAUAAUAUCUAGUCAAUUAUUAUCUAAAUGUUCUCUUUUUGGCGCUGCAUCUAACAAAAAUGUUGAUCAAUUAUGUUUUUCUCCCACUAUUGGGAUCACAAAUAAUAAAAUGAAUUUAACUGAU